Molecule: messenger RNA, 2574 nt
Organism: Polistes dominula (European paper wasp)
Lineage: Eukaryota; Metazoa; Arthropoda; Insecta; Hymenoptera; Vespidae
Product: long-chain fatty acid transport protein 4
Biological process (GO): long-chain fatty acid metabolic process; long-chain fatty acid import into cell
Cellular component (GO): plasma membrane; endoplasmic reticulum membrane
Molecular function (GO): long-chain fatty acid transmembrane transporter activity; long-chain fatty acid-CoA ligase activity
Source: RefSeq, a predicted model, not a curated record
UAGCAUCGAUGCACAGUAGCUUUUAAAGAAGACGGCAAAGCGUGUUUCGCAAUAGUACAACUGCAUACGCUUUUCGUUCAAGUUUGUGACCCAGUUAAAGAAAAGGAAAAAGAAAAGGAAAAGAAAAAGAAAAGAAAAGAAAAUGGACAUUAAGUUYCUUCUUGUUUUUGCUAUUGUCGGAUUAAUAGCAACUGGUUUAACAGCAAGAAUUGGAUUUUUAGGAAGAAUCGCUCAAGUUUUAUUAGCCUGUGCCCUUAUAACAUUAAUUUGUAAAUGUCAUCGAAAGAUUUACAUUAUUUUGAAGACACUGCCAAGGGACAUCAUAUUUAUUUAUCGGUAUGUAAUGGCUGAAAUAGAUAUAAGAAGUUUUGCUAAAAAUAAUACGACGGUUAUUAAGAUUUUUCGAAAACGUGCACGCCUUUAUCCGGACAAACCAUGUUUUUAUUUUGAAGAUCGUACUUGGACAAACGAAGAAAUCGACAAGUACAGUAAUAAAAUAGCAAAUAUUUUUAAAGAAGCUGGAUAUGUUAAAGGUGAUGCCGUAGCUUUGAUGAUGAAUAACAGGCCAGAAUUUGUCGCAACUUGGCUUGGAUUAGGAAAAUUAGGAGUUAUAUCGGCUUUGAUUAAUACUAAUUUACGUCAACAAUGUUUAACUCAUUGUUUGAAUGUAGCCAAAGUUAAGUGCAUCAUUUAUAGCGAUGAAUUUUCUUCAGCAAUCGAUGAAAUUUCAGAUACUCUUAAAGGAAUAACCAAAUAUAAACACGGUGCUAAUAUCAAAGAAACUAACAAAGAUGUUACAGAUUUGGAUAAAUUAUUAGCAGAUGCUAGUACUAAAGAACCAGAGGUUGAUAAUGAGCCUGGUUUUAAAGAUAAUUUGUUGUAUAUAUAUACCAGUGGUACAACUGGUUUACCCAAAGUAGCCAUUAUACCAAAUUCGAGAUACUUACUCGUCAUAACGGCAACUUAUCAUAUGUUAGGAUUGAAGGCUAAUUAUGAUAUUUUCUAUAAUUCUACACCAUUAUAUCAUAUGUCUGGUGGAAUAGUAGGAACGGGUUGUGCACUUGCAAAAGGUAUUCCAAGUGUUUUGAGAAAUAAAUUUUCUGUCAGUGCUUAUUGGGACGAUUGUAUCAAAUAUAAAUGCACUUUAGCACAAUAUAUCGGUGAAAUGUGUCGAUAUUUAAUAAAAGCUCCGCCAAGACCGGAAGACACUGCUCAUUCGAUAAGACUCGUGGUCGGAAAUGGUAUGAAGCCACAAAUUUGGCAACAAUUCGUUGAUCGUUUUAACAUAAAACAAGUUUCUGAAGUUUAUGGAUCUAGCGAAGGCAACGCUAAUAUGAUUAACAUUGACAAUCAAGUUGGUGCAAUUGGUUUUGUUCCAUCGUUCUUACCGAAAUUUCUGCAUCCAAUUGCUCUGAUUCGUGUUAAUCCUGAUACGUCUGAACCGAUAAGGGGUAAAGACGGAUUUUGCAUACGAACUGAAAUAAACGAGCCAGGUAUGCUCGUAGGAUUGAUAAAACAAGGACAUGCUGUAAGAGAAUUUAAUGGAUAUUUGGAUAAAGAAGCUUCGCAAAAGAAAAUAGUUGAAAAUGUAUUUUGCAAGGGUGACAAAGCUUUUCUUACAGGUGAUAUUCUAGUACAAGAUGAACUUGGAUACUUUUACUUCAAGGAUAGAACAGGUGACACUUUUAGAUGGAAAGGUGAAAAUGUAGCUACUGCUGAAGUAGAAGGUGUUAUUAGUAAUGUUGUUGGGUACAGAGACGCAAUCGUUUAUGGAGUACAGAUACCAGGAUUGGAAGGAAAAGCUGGUAUGGCAGCGAUAGUUGAUCCAGAAAAUUUAAUUGAUUUUAAAGCACUUGCCGAAGGUUUGGACAAAGCUUUGCCUUCUUACGCUAGACCAAUUUUCUUAAGGAUUGUUAAAGAAAUAGAAAUGACUACGACGUUUAAAUUGAAAAAAAUAAAUCUUCAAAAGGAGGGAUUCGAUCCGAAUAAGAUUCAAGAUAAAUUGUAUUUUAGAUCUGAUAAAGGAUACGUCGAAGUUACACCCGAAUUAUAUCAACAAAUUAUAUCGGGAAAUAUCAGAUUGUAAUUAGCAAUAUUACUUAUUAUUUUCAAUCAAAAUCGUGUAAAUUGAUUUGAUAUAUAAAAGGAAAAAAAACAAACAAACAAACAAACAAACAAAAACAAAAGAAAAAAAAACACAAUCAACUUACUGUUAGUUGUAAACUAUGCGUAGAUAAUAAAUUAAACAAAGGAAUUCAUAUUUUCAAGUUAAAAGUACGAUUGUGUUUAUUAUAAGUUAGAUGGAUGAUGAAUAUCUUUGAUAUGUUUUUUUUUUUUAAUUUUUUUUUAUCCUCCUUUCUUUUCUUUUUCACGAUAUUUUCAAAUACAGAUCAAUUAUUAGUGAAAACACAUAUUGUAAAUUUGAACAAUUAUCUCACUUUUUUUUUAAUCUUUUAUCUUUAAUAACUUUGAUCUUAACAUUCCUCGUUUUACUUAUCUUGCAUUUAUUCACUUUCUUAGAUAAUAAAUACUCUUAUUACGUGGUAUGCGGAUGAUAUUACCAAAAAAAAAAAA